AGCUGCACUUACAUACAUGAGGUGUUAGUGGCAGUCAGCGGGUUGUAUUACAGGAAACAGCUGGCAAAGCAAGCCUGCUUUUCAAUAUUUAAACUGUCACAUUUUGAGCUUCUCUCCAGUGAUAUUCCAUAGAUCUGAAGCCAUUGCUCCACAGGCAGACACAUUAUGUGCAGAGAUUGUAAGCCUGUCCCCUCUGACCAAGCGAUUGACGUGACAGACUUCCAAAGGGAUCAGUGAAACAUCAGAAUCGAUGGGAUGUUCGCUGGUCAUCAUUAUGAGCAGUCAGUCAGUUUCAGCACCCUGCACAGGGUCGCGCGUUAUUGCACCACAAAUGGUGAGAUCGAGAUAUUACAGCUCCUUAGAAACUUGCAUCUUGUGAUCAAAGUCUUACCAACACUCUGGGAGCAAAUCCAGCAGCAAGAGCUCCCGCUUUCAGCGCCGUGGACUCAAUUUUUCACCACAACUGCCUUCAGCAGUGCUGAGAAGUAAGGUAUUGGACACUCACCAGCGCCCGACACCGCGGACAUUGUGCACGGAGCUUCGCGUUCAGCACCGCGGACAGCAGUAUCGUGCACCGUGGUUCGCAUUCAGAACCACGGACAGCGACGCUGUGCGUGGAGCUUCGACUGUAACAUAGCGCCGGAUGCAGUAUUUUCCAGGACCUUGUACAGCAACAUCGUUCGAAGAGUUGUGGCUUUCGGCUCCGUGGACAGUAAAACGACAGGACAGCUUCUGAUUGCAUAUCCUUGAACAGCAGUACUCCAACCGGCCUUGCUGUGGUGAGCGCCUCGCAUAGUAAUUCGUCUUGUGAAUAUUUGGACUUAAUCGUCGUCCAGCAGUGGACUGAUUAAAGUUGGGACUGCGAAUGAGUUGAAGUGGGAAUUCUCUCGCCACCACCAUGCACAAUAACGGCGACGGUUCGCUCUCUCCUCGGGAAAGCUGUACGAAUGGUUGCGGCCAGCGGAACCCGGCUACAGUCCAGCAAAGGACGGACAGUGGCGCAGAGUACAACACGGAAGAGGACUCCAAGAAAAUGGAACAGACUUUGGUGGUCAAAAAGGCCAACCGAGAAAUCCUCGACCACGAGCGAAAAAGAAGAGUCGAGCUCAAAUGCAUGGAGCUCCACGAGAUGAUGGAGGAACAAGGGUAUACUCAGGAAGAAAUUCGCCAGAAAGUGGGGACCUUUCGGCAAAUGUUAAUGGAAAAGGAAGGUGUGUUGACCAAGGAAAAUCCACACGGACGUCAUGUUCUGAAGAGGAAAUCGAGCAGUUCUCCCUCACCACCACCCAAGAAGAAAAAGAAGAAGAAAUCGGGUCACUACAAAAGUCGCAAAAAGAAGAAACCUGGAUCAGACAGAAGCUGUGAAAGUUCCUCAUCGUCGCGGAAAGAGAGAAAGAAGAAGAGUGGGAAGAAACACAAGAGAGACAGGUCUGAUUCAGGCUCCAGAAAAAAGAGGAGGCAUAGGUCUACAACUCCUAAAAGCAAACGCAAAGACAGAAACAAACAAAGAAAACGAUCACCCAGCGAAUCACCACCACGGAAGUCACAUAAAGGACGGAGUUGCUGCAGCUCUCGUAGCAUGUCUGCAUCUUCAGUGCACAGUUCCUCCAAAUCUCUGAGCAGCUGCCGCAGCCGGUCAUCUGAGCGCAGAACAUCACACAGCAAGAACAAGCAGAGUGCCGUGCCCAAGCAGAGCCCCAGGAAUGAUACUAAUGGUCGGAAACCAUGUUGUGCUCGAUCCAGUCCCAAUCAAUCCCCACUGCGAGCUCGGCACAGCAGAUCAGUGACUCCCAGGCAGAAUGGGCACAAGGGAGUUUCGUGGAAUGGCAGGCAUAGUCCAAGGCACAGGCAUCGUCCAGACAGAUCACAGGAUAGCACGGACUCCAGGUCAUUGUCACCAGGAGCAGAACCCAGAUCUGUGUCAACAUCUCCCAAGGCCAAGGACACCAAGCACUCGAAGCAUGGGUCCAGGAGUUUCAGGUCCAGGUCCCCAGGCCACAGCAGGAGAUCUUCCACUGAGGGCAGGCAUGCAAAGCACAGGUCAAGGUCAGCAUCCACACAUAGGGGCUCAAGCCGACGGAAGCCGACUCUACCAGCUCACAAAGGGUCUCUACGCUCUCCAAGCCAAUCAGACUUCAGCAGUGACUCUGCAGAAUCUGUCGGCAGUCACUCACGAUCGCACAACGUGUCAGCGUGGAGUAAAAGCACGCGCGCAAAGAAGUUAAGGCAGACGUCACACCGCCACCAUCGAAGCCAUCCCACUAGCAGGAAUAAGAGUCGCACUCGGUCACCAGGGAAACGUGAACAGCCUAGCAGCCACAACUCGGACAAGAAGAAAAGCUCUUCCUACAGCCCUCGGCGCAAGAGCAGUUCCAGGAGCUCUAGCAGGUCUCUGUCAUGUUCCUGCUCCCGAUCCUAUGACAAGAGAGAUGGGAGCAGCAAGUCACAGUCGUCACCUCACAAGGAGCAGUCCAGAGAAAGAGAUGGCGACGUCGGGGCAAGACAUCAUGACUCCGAGGCUGAGAGACACCGUCGCCGCUCAAGAAGCUAUUCACCAAUUAGGAAAAGGAGACGAGACUCCCCCAGUUUUAUGGAGCCUCGGCGAAUUACAAGUGCACGUAAGCGGCCCAUCCCCUACUACAGGCCCAGCCCGUCAUCACCCAGCUCCCUGAGCAGUUACACCUCGUACAGCCGGAGCCGCAGCUAUGAUAGUUACAGCUCAUACAGCCGGAGCCGGACUCGCAGCCGGAGCCGGAGCCGGACUCGCAGCCGGACCGCCAGCUACGACAGUCGGAGCAGCUCGGAAAGUACAGGCUUUUAGAAAGGAUUAAAACACAAGCUUCAAGAGACGCAACCAAAAGCAGACAGUCACAACUAUCAACAGGAGCUGCCUGCAAGAUAGUAGGCAUGAAACUGCGAGUAUCAGCAGUCCCAGUAGACCACUGCAACCAGAUUUGUAUUAUAACAAGUAUAUAUUUAUAUCAAGACAUUCAUAAAUCCUUAGAUCCAGGCUUAUGUGUCAUUCAGCACUGACAUUGGUACAGACAGAUAUUGCAGUCUCUGCACUGCCUCCAUCCUGUGUUUCUCCACUGAACAUAGUUCUGGAGUUUAAAACUAUUUGCCUGGUGCUGAGGUUUAAAUGGAACACUUUUUUUAAAAAAAACAUGAAUUAUGAACUUCUGCAAAAGAAUUCUUCCAUGAAGUCAACUGAACCAAAAGUUAGCAGUUUCUUCCAAACAGAAGACAUGCAGCUAUUUAAAUACACACACCCCGACUCCCCUUCCCCUCCUCUGGCUGACUGAAAUUUGCAGUGAUCAAAUUUUCCGGGGGUUCUGUGCAGAUACUUGUCGAAGAGCCUCUGGACAAAGAACAAAAAAGCAUCAGACGAACAAGUGGACAGGGAGGCACAGAAACCUGCUUUCCUCAGUUUCAUUUAGCAAGGGCCAGCUAUGAACUGCUCUCCUUCCUCUGAUCCCUCCUCUAUACUGACCUUGUAAUGUUGUAAGAAGAACAAUUUUAAGUCAAGACUAUGGUUACAAACACAGAAAACUAUGCACUGUAAAUAUAAUACCAGUAGCACAUGGUGGGGGCGUGGGGCCAGUGUGGCUACAAGAGUUCAAUGGGGAAUUGUAUGACACAUGCUGUACCAAUACAACAAAUUAUGUAGAGUUGAACUCAUGCCUCUAGUCGCUUUCUGCUAGAUUCUAUUUGAGGCCUACUUCAGACAGCAAUGUUGGAAAUGUCUCAAAGAUUCGAGCUGUCUAAGUGUUGUGCACCUAAAUCGAUCAUCCUUCAUUUAAUGGCUUUCCCUUGCACACACCUUUCGGCUUUUUCAAAGGCUUUGCUUUCCCCGUAGUCUUAUUACAGCCAUGGUGCAUAAUUUUCUUACACAGAUCUGGUUAGAUUUAUACCAAAUGGUUAACCUAAGUCAGUCUUUUCCAGAGACAAUUGAAUACCCUGCAAGCCUGCCACUGUGCCCACACCCAAACUGCUUUCAACAUUCUGCCUCUCUGCAAGAUGUAGUGGACCAGAUGGCUUCCUGAUUCUAAAUUCGUGUCUAGCUCCACUGAAAUGACUCCCUCAGACAGUUGGGAGAAAGUAAGACAGAAUUAGAGCUAGACAGCCAAUUCUAUACUUUAGUUAUUUUAAAUUGGAGAAAGGGCACAAGUUUACAGAACAACCUUAAGCAUGUGGAAGAGUUCAAAUUCAGUUAUUCAAAACGUUGGCUUUAAUGUGAAAGACUCUUCUACAGUUUGGGAGGUGGCAGCUUGGAACGAAAGUGAUAUUGACUCUCCUUCCACAGAGCUACCCAUUUUAGGGGUUAGCCCAGUGCCCUUGCCUUCACCUGAGCUGUGAGGGAUUAAUUGGUGAGUGACAACUAGACAUUUACUUAUAUUCUGAGGGGAGGGAGAUCUACUUGCAAUGUCCUGUAGAUGUGGCUUUUCAGGCAACCUUUUACCAGUUGCUUCUGUUGCACUUAAGGUUAAUGAUUUGCAAACUCUGCCAUUUGUUACUUAUUUCUCAUUUAAAGAACUGAAGAAGUGAAUUGAAGAGAACGGUACAACCCAAGGGAUAAAAUGACACAGUGAAAGAUGGAUCGAGGAUUCAUUUGUCACAAGAAAUUCCAUAUGGUGUUUCAUUGCAGUCCUGAUAUUGAACAAGCUCCAGCAGUAGAAAACUCCCAGUGAGACACUGACAUUUAUGAGCGAUACAGAUCUGUCUUUUAUUGGGCUUUUUAACAUUUAAUCAUUCACAAAUUCAUUUUAGCAGAUUACUUUAUCUGGCCACAUUCUGUUGAUGGUUGCUAUUUUAUCCUCUUUGGAACAGGGACCUAGGUAUGAAGACAUGUGCUUAGAAUUGGUUCAUUAAUUUAUUUUCACUGUCAAAUGAAAUCCACCAUGCUUUCUUAUAAAAAUAAACAUCUAAGAAAUCAAAUGUCAUAAUUACUGCAGUUUGUAAACAGAUGUUUACACAUCUGACAAACAACACAAUCAGCUACUUAAACAGUGACAAUUUUAACCAAAUGAGGCAAUGGACAGAUUUGCAAAGAGCAUCAAAUCCAUAUUUAAAACUGAGUUCAUAUAUUCUUGAUGCAUUUUUUCACAUGCAAUUUUAUCCUGGAUUGCAACCUCAUAGAGUUAUACAGCAUGGAAACAGACCCCACGGUUCAAUUAAUCCAUGCCGACCAUAUUCCCAAACUAAACUAGUCCCAUCAAUUUGCAAUUGAUAUCCGUCCAAACCUUGCAUAUUCAUGAACUUAUCCAAAUGUCUUUUAAACAUUGUAACUGUACCUCCAUUCACCACUUACUCUGACCGUUCAUUCCACAGACUAGCCGCUCUGUAUAAAAAGGUUGCCCCUCUUGUCCUUUUUAAAUCCUUCUCCUUUUGCCUUAAAGAUAUGCCCCCAGUAUUGAACUCACCCACCUUAGGGAAAUAACCUUUGCUAUUCACCUUAUCUAUGCCCCUUAUGACUUUAUAAUCUCUGUACAGUCAUCCCUCCGUCUCCUACACUCGAGUGAAAGAAGUCCCAGCCUAUGCUGCCUCUCCUUAUAACUCAAGCCCUUCACUCCUGAUAAUAUCCUUGUAAAUCUUUUCUGAAUCCUCCCCAGUUUAAUAAUAUGCUUCCAAUAUAAGGCAAUCAGAGCUACUCACAGUACUCCAGAAGAGGCCUCACCAACGAUCUGUACGACCUAAACAUGAUGUACCAACUCUCAUACUCAGUGGUCUGAGCAAUGAAGGCAAAAUGUGCUAUAAGCCUUCUUAAACACCCUGUCUACCUGUGAGGCAAAUUUCAAGAAAUUAUGUACCUGAAUUCUUUGGCCUGUCUGUUCCGCAACACUAACCAAGGCACUACCAUAAAUUGCGUAAGUCCCACCCUUGUUUGUUUUACCAAAAUGCAAUGCCUUCCAUUUAUCAAAAUUAAACUUCAUCUGUCACUCCUCAGCCCUUUGACCCAAUUGAUCAAGAUCUCUGUAAUCUUAAAUAACUUUCUUCACUGCCCACUAUAUCACCAAUUUUGGUGCCAUCCACAAACUUAUAACCGUGCCUCCUAUAUUCCAGUCCAAAUAAUUUACAUAAUUGACAAACAGAAGUGGACCCAGCACCGAUCCCUGUGGAACACCACUGAUCACGGGCCUCUAGUCCGAAAAACAACCCUCCACCACCACUCUCUGUUUCUUACCAUCAAGCCAAUUUUGAAUCCAAUUGGCAAGCUCACCAUAAAUCCCAUAUGAUCUAACUUAACUAAUCAGUCUACCAUGCGGAAUCUUAUCAAAGGCUUUACUUGAGUGCAAAUAAGCAACCUCUGAAAACAAGUGGAUGACUCGCCUAUUUCCCUGAAGGUCCUUCCUAAAGCCUUCCUAGUUCUCCCCUUUGCCUUUAACAACAUUGUCAAAAACCUAUCUAUUUCAUCAAAGGCAUUUGGUUUUCUUCAUCUAUUCUUCCCUCGAAAAAACAUCUUCCAGCAUUGUCUCAGUUUAUAUUUUGAACAUUCGUUCAGGGAAACCUGGGCUUUGCUGGCUCAGUCAGCAUUUAUCGCCCGUCCUUCAUUUCCCAUGAGAAGAUGUUGGUGAGUCAUUAUAGUCCUUGGGAUAAAGGAACACCCACAGAGCCUUUUAGGGAGAGAGUUUCAGGGUUUUGACCUAGCAACCCUGAAGGAGUAGUAAUAUAUUUCCAAGUCAUGAUAGUCAACUUGCAAAUGAUGUAUCUGUUUAAUUUAUCAAUUUCAGUUAAUUUUUUUUGUUAUGACCUUUAUGUGAGCAAUGAGGCCAAAAGGAGUCUGUGUACAGAGAGACGGGAAGCUGCUGAACAUUUAGAGAGUUGGAGUUAAUAGUCCCCAGUUAUUGUGGACAAGGUGUGCUGUGCCUUCCAUUCCUCCUGCUCCUCGUAUACCUCUUACCAUGAAAUUUGUAAGAUUCUGAGGGGCCUUGGCAGCGUGGAUCUGAGAGAAUGUUUUCUGUCAUCAAGGAACUUCUUAAAAUUAGGAGCAAUCUUUCAAAAUUCAGUGUCUCCUUUAAGACGGAGAUAAGGUGAAAUUUCUUCUCUUAAUGGGCCAUUAAUCUUUAACUUCUCUUCCCUAGCAAGAGAUGGGGGAGUCAUUAAAUAUAUUCAGGGCUAAGUUUGACCAAUUUUUGAUUGAUAAGGGAGUUGAGGGUUUAUGGGAACCAUGUGGAAAUGGAUUUAAGGUUAUCCACGGUCUUACUGAAGUGUAAAUGAGGUCUGAGGGACCAAAUGGCUGACUCCUUCUCCUCAUUCGUACAGCAAUUUAUUCAGAUGCAACCUUUUAAGACCAUCUCUAACCACUCCAGUGUCAUCAAGUUUAAUGCUGUAUGCACAAUGUGCUGAUAAUCCUAGGUAACCCCCCCCCCAACCAAUUGUUAAACUCAUGACAGAUUCAAGGUGACCCGUGGUUCUGGUAUGAUCACCAAAUUCCAUGAGUCCCUUUUUCCCAAGAUUGUUUAUGAUCCUGCAUCAAGGCAGCCUAAAGAUGGAGUUACAGCAGAAAACAAAUUUUCAAAUAUCUCUGGGAAUUCUGUUGAGUCUUCUUUAUGGAUGAGUAGCUGUCAUGAGCUAGGUGGAUGGGCUGUGAGGACAUGCCCCAGGGCUCAAUCUCAUUAUUGACGCAAGCACAUUUUAGACAGUCAGAGCCUGGUGACUCAACCCCUUUUCUUAACAGAAAAGAUGAGUCCCCAAAAUUUACAGCUGCACCAUAACUUUUGUGAUACAAUGUUUCUGUACCUGCUCAACUGCAAGCCUUUACAUUUGCAGUAAAACAUGAACAUCUGUAGCAAAUCUGUACUGCAGCGUCUGAAUGAAUCUGCCUCCAUCAGACCGCAUAGAUUUCUCAAAAAUGCACAGAUUCAUAAAGUGUUGACCCUUGGAUUUUGGAAGUGUUAAUCCCUUUAUUUGUUCUUUCUAACCAUUUCUUCAGCUUUAUUUUUAAUUAUUCACUUUUGAAUUAGAAGUGUAAUUUGAAAGAACUGCAUUUAUUUCCCAACCCUGGUGUGGAUUUGCAGAAUGUUGACCCAGCCACAAUGAAAUAUCACUGAUAUAUAUUGUCCAGUUUGAGAUUGUGUAUGCCUCGGAGAAGAUGGUACUGCCUUUUGGUUGUUUGCAUAUAACCAGUGGAGAAUGCCUACCCUGGACAUCGAGACAGAAAACAGCUCACGUGUACUGUCUAGCUACCAAACUUAUUUUAAUAUCUGAGAAAGAAUACACAACAAGAACAAAAAGUGCUGGCCACAUUCAGGGGAACAAAAGUUCUCGUUGUGUUAGCAGGACAAAACAUAAUUUAAAAAGUUAAUAUCUUACAAAGUAUAUCAUGUAUCCUGACAUUAUUGUGCUAACACCACAGUGCUGAAAUGUAAUGGAACAUUACUGCCUCCCUAUUAAACAGGUCAACAGCAGCUCAAAACAAUUCAAUGGGAGGAAGUUUGGAGGAGAUAGGGGUUUUAUUGCAAUGUAAUUUUUUUCACUGCAUGUUAUAGCUUAAUAUUCAAAAGGUCUGUCAAUGCAGGAUUUACUUAUUCCCCUGACAGCACGCAUUUUAAAAUAGGUGUUGAAGGAUACCUUUACAAAAGGAAUCUGGCAAAUCUGUCAGUGUAUUGCACUUAUCUCAAACACAAAUCUCCUGUUCACUGCUGUCAGAGUGAGAAACAUUGCUGUUUGACUUGAGAUUCUCCUUUAUUUUCUAUUUAUUUGUUUACAGUUAACCUUUGUCCAUAUGCACAUCGAUAGCUACCAUGCAUUUGCCACCAAACCUAUAUAAAAAAAAGUUUUUUUAAAAGAAAGCAUUUAUAUAGUUCCUUCAGCCCUGUACAGAUUGGGUUUACUCUGUGUUAUGUUGACUUGUACUGUUGCAAUGUAUGAUUUUCGAGAUGCUGCAUUCCUUCUACUGUACAGUAUUAAAUGUGGUUCUCUUAACUUGGUGAUCAUGAACAACUCUGUGUCGCAGAAGAACUGAGAGCUUCAACAAGUUCUGCCCCUUUCCCCCAUGCCUCAUUAACAUCCUCAUUAUAAUUAGUGACGCUGACUCCCAGACUUUGUCUUUGUAACAUCCGAAACUGAACCAACUCAACUCAAAUGAAAUGCAGUAAACGGUUCUAGAAUAAUGGAGGCCUGAAAUGAACCAGGCGAAAACCAACAGUGUGACAAUCAAAACUUGGCUGUGGCAUCCUUUAUACAUGCUUUGUCAUGUCUAGAUCUUUUUAUGUACAAUAGAUCUGAAAACAUGACCUUUACACCAGAUCAUUUUAAUGUUUACCGAGAAUCCUUUUAACGCCCUAAUGCUCUCCAUUUAACAGGUGAGUUAGGUUAAUACUAGCCCACUCCAUCCCUAAAAGAUGGAUUACAAAGAUGCUGCUUUGAUUUCAUGCACCCACAGUAGAUUUUACAAUUUACCAGAAUUAAGAGUAAAACUUUUUACUUGUCCUUAGUCCAUAUGUUUACACAUAGAUUGUAUUAUGCAUGGAUCAAACAUGACCUGGGAGUGUAAUGUUACAUACUGCAUACAUUAUAAAUAAACUGACUCCAAAGAGGAAUAUUUCAAAUUAAUCAUGAGUGAUUUUAAACAAGAAAUUUUGGGAUUUCUUCAAAGCUUAAACGCUUUCAUCCAAUAAUUAGUUGAAGGAAACUCACAGGUUGCUUAUCUCAUAACUGGGAGCAGUUUUGAACAAUAAAAUCAAACUUAUUUGUGUGAAAUUUAAUAUUGAGUUUGUUACAAGAUACAAAUUGUAACCUUAUACAGUUUCUGGUGCUGACAAGAUAGCUUUUUCACUUUAUGCGAUUGUGAUUCAGAAGCUUAGUGCACAACUGUGGUUUUUGUUUUAGUGAAGGCUACAGAAAUGAAAUGGAGUAGAGAGAUGAAAGGGACUGCCUAUCAACCAUCAUCCACUUCCACUGUUGCAAAAAAAAUCAAAAUCUACCAGAUGUCCAACACACAAUAUGUUUUAGAAGAUAAAAGGUACAGUGCAAUAAGUAACACUUUAUUGUUUACUCAUUACUUGUACAGCAGGUCAAACACACUAACUUACUGACAUCACCCAGGCCACCCUCAGCACAUUAGCUGGUGGAUUCUUCAAUAACUGGGAAGUUGGGCUAAAAUCAAUCCAGCAUUUCCUUGAUUGAAACAUUUCAUAUGGUUUACAACAAUCCUGCUGUGGAGAAGUAUUCAACAAUAUUGAGUUAUAUAAAAUGAAACACAAUAAUCCUAUGAAAUGCUAAAUAUUUGAUACAGUGUAGUGGCUGUCGUUAACAGUAGAUGGAGAUGAAUCCUUGUCAAUACACUGACUAUUUGCAAAAAUCACUCGCCGUUUUAAUUUGAAACAGAUCUUUUAACAUCAUUCAGUAGUUACCAACAUGGCAGCAAAAUCACACCGCAUUCUUUGGGCUAUGUUAUACAAAAGGAAAGGAAGCAAAACAAACAGUUUUGCAGAUUUCUUUGCUGGCUGAGUAAUGAGGCUGAUAAUCUAAUUUGUCUUUACCAAAAGACCUCCGAUUAGUUUACAAUUGUCCAGAGAUGGUCAAUUGAUUGGUCCUUCAAAUUAGAAUUGGUGGUGCUCUCAGCAUUCAAUUCAAAAUAACCCAAACAGUGCCUGUGUUCACUAAUUCAUGACUGCUAGGUUCAAGUCCUACAUGGUUCAGGGGUUUGUAAUACAUUCUUUGAACAGUUUGAUUAAAAAACAUCUAGCCUACUUUUUGGCAAAGUGGUAGUAUUCCUACCCCUAAGCCAAGAGGUCUGGGUUCAAGUCCCACCUACUCCCGAGGUGUGUUAAAGCAGGUUGACUCAAAACAUCUAGCUGUCAUAUACUCUUACUUUGAAAGACUGAUAAACCAAAAAAGCAAUAAAGAGCAAUGGUGAUCUGCAGCUCAAACAAAAGACACAACAGGACCUGCACAACUUAGCACCAGUGAAUAUCCUUCCCGUCCAUUGCCACCCUCACACUGCUGCAGCAGGUAUUUCUAACGACUGCUGGUGUAUCAGGGAAUUCUCAGUCUUCCUCAAAC
Messenger RNA from Stegostoma tigrinum, 11004 nucleotides. Its product is annotated as serine/arginine repetitive matrix protein 3-like. Lineage: Eukaryota; Metazoa; Chordata; Chondrichthyes; Orectolobiformes; Stegostomatidae. The coding region runs from base 899 to 2821 and encodes 640 amino acids. The transcript has 14 exons. Gene Ontology annotation, molecular function: mRNA binding. The record is from RefSeq and is a predicted model, not a curated record.